Oryza sativa Japonica Group (Japanese rice) is the source of this 1199-nucleotide messenger RNA. Its product is annotated as NDR1/HIN1-like protein 10. The record is from RefSeq and is a predicted model, not a curated record. NCBI's taxonomy places the organism in Eukaryota, Viridiplantae, Streptophyta, Magnoliopsida, Poales, Poaceae. Gene Ontology annotation, cellular component: plasma membrane.
ACCAAACCCUCUUCUUUCCCUAUCCCCUUCCCUCCUAUGAUCCUAUCCUAUCCUAGCUUCCAUUCCCCCUCAACCUUGCACAUCACCAUCCUCCCCUUAAUGCCACUCCUCGCCUCGCUGCUGCCGCCGCCUCAUCGCAUUCUAGAGCAUUGCUCAUGGCGGACCACCACCACCAGCCGCCGACCCCACCACGGCGCCAUCGGCGUCCCCAUGAGCUGUCCAUGGCGGCGGAGGAACGACACCAUGGGACGCAGACGGCGAUGGCGUCGGAUGACGAUCGCCACCAUGAUCGUGGCGGCUGGAUCAGGCCGGAGGAGAAGCACCGGAGCUCCGGCGUGGCGUGGGCGCUGGUGAUCCUGUGCACGCUGCUGGCGGUCGGCGUGAUCGUCGCCGGCGCGACGGUGUUCGCCGUGUACCUCAUCUACAAGCCCCGGAUGCCGUACCUGGUGGUGUCCGACGCGCAGCUGGUGCGGCUGGACUACGACCAGGGCGGCACCAUCGACUACCUGGAGGCGCUCGUCACCGUCAUGGCGAGGAACACCAACUCCAGGGCGGACGCCUCCUUCGCCCGCGUCGACCUCGCGCUCCGCUUCCACGGCGCCGACGUCGCGCGCCUCCGCGCCGCGCCGUUCGUGGUGGCGAGCGCCUCCGCGGCGCCGCUCCGGUACGACGUCGUGUCGAAGGGGCGCGCGCUGGACGCCGGCGGGAUGCGCGCCAUGGACGCGUCGCUCAAGUCCGGCGUCGUGCCGCUCGACCUCCUCGGCCGCGCGCGCACGCGGUGGAAGGUCGGGAUCUUCGCGUCGCUCAAGUUCUGGACGCGCAUCUCCUGCCGCCUCCACUUCUUCUACCCCGGCAAUGGCACCGUCAUGGCCUCCGAUCGCAACACCUGCACCUCCAGGUCGCCAUAGCCGAUCGCCAUUGAUUCCAAUUCCUCCAUUUGAUUCGUUCGUUGCAUCUCGACGCCAUCCGAGACACGUACAUUACUAUUACAUCGCACCAUUACAGAUCAUGUUUCACUUGUCAUACUUGUACAGCCAAAUAAUGCUGGUACAGUAGAAUCUCUGAAUCUACAAGAAGAGUUUAUUCAAAUUUAGCGCGAAAACAAACACAUUUAUAUUUGUAAUUCUUUAUUUUUUCUCGAUCAGUCCCCUGUUUGUACUCUGUACCACCAAAUUACGAAGUCGAUCCUAAUUCCUAAA